Messenger RNA from Arachis stenosperma, 1575 nucleotides. RefSeq lists its product as uncharacterized. The coding region runs from base 1 to 1575 and encodes 524 amino acids. The transcript is spliced from 4 exons. NCBI's taxonomy places the organism in Eukaryota, Viridiplantae, Streptophyta, Magnoliopsida, Fabales, Fabaceae. The record is from RefSeq and is a predicted model, not a curated record.
AUGUUGUUGGAUCCUCUCCCUGAUGUGACCACUGUGUUGUCCAUGUUGACACAGCAGGAACGACAAUUUCAGAAUUCAGAUGCCGCUUCGAACAUCAAAAUUACGUAUGCUACCAUUCCCUCGAGCACUGCAGGAUCAUUUCAAGGCAGAGGGAGAGGGAGGGGCAGAGGUGGACGAUCCCAAGGUGGUAGAAGUCAGGGAGAGAAAGGCAGACCACAAUGCUCCUAUUGCGGAAAGCUCGGCCACAGUGUUGACGUAUGUUAUAAGAAACACGGAUUGCCACCACAUUUAAGAGGUGAAAAUGCUGCAGAUGAAAAUGAAAGCUUUGCAGCAGCAAUGAACACUGAGAGUGAAUCAAGAAAACUCAGUGAGCAUGACAAUUCAUCGCGUUCCUCCCAUUUAGAGAGAGUUGGAAGUGACACACUGGAGUUCACCCUUGAGCAAAAGCAGCCAUUGCUCACUCUUCUCAACAAGAUUAAUGGAGAGCAUCCUCAUAGCAUCAACGUGACAGCAUCAAAGGUUUCACCUGAGUUACCUCAUCAAGAAAUAGCUCCUGUGAUAAUUAAAUUGCCCAAUGGGACUUGGACUACAAGUAGAAUCAUGGGAACUAUUGUUUUGUCAAACAAAUUGUUACUGCACAAUGCCCUUUACAUCCCAUCUUUCAAUUUCAAGCUCAUUUAUGUUUCAAAACUCACCUCUGCAUUGCAUUGCCAAAUGAAUUUUACUGACACAAGGUGUGAGAUACAGGAUCGGAGCUCGAUGAGAAUGAUUGGAGCAGCUAGAGAAAAUGGUGGUCUCUACAUAUUAAAUAAAGAGGCUUUAAAACUCCCCAAGCCAAGUACACAAGUAUGCUCGGUUGUAAGCAAUAAUCACAGGAAAGAUCGCUGCAUUUGGCAUUACAGGAUUUCUUCUACUUUUCUCAAGGACAAGUCUCCUUUUCAAAUUUUGCAUCAAUCUCUCCCUGAUCUAAUGACCCUAAAGGUCUUUGGUUGCUUGGCCUAUGCCAGCACCAUCAAUGCUUACAGAAAUGUGAAAUUUUACGAAAAUCAUUUUCCUUUUGCACAAGAUAAAAACAAUCAUGCAUCAACAUUAGAAUUAGAAAUAAAUAAAACCAUUGCACCACCUGCACUAAUACCUGAAACAUUGGAAUUGGACCAUGGCCCUUCUUCAUACGAGCACGCGAGUGACUCGUCGAGAGUCACUGAAGGUGACUCAACAAGUCAAAGGGAAAAUAUCCAAGAACUAGCCAGGAAAAACUCACAACUAACAUACUCUGAACAUAAUGUACAAAGAAAAUCCACAAGGGAGAGAAAGCCACCAGCUUAUCUAAAGGAUUUUGUUUGUAUGAGCACCACCAUUGACAAAGCUAAUCCAAAUCAAACCAUCAACGAUAAAGUCAGGUAUCCAAUGUCAACCUUUGUGUCUUAUGAAUCUCUUUCUGCAUUACAUAAAUCAUAUUCUCUUGCACUAACCAAUGAUAUCGAGUCGAAGUAUUAUGAGGAGGCAGUGUUACAACCCUGUUGGCAAGAUGCGAUCAAUGCUGAGCUUAAGGCUCUAAAAAUGAACAAAACGUAG